Molecule: messenger RNA, 987 nt
Organism: Drosophila busckii
Lineage: Eukaryota; Metazoa; Arthropoda; Insecta; Diptera; Drosophilidae
Gene: Sptr
Product: sepiapterin reductase
Exons: 1
Coding region: 128-922 (264 amino acids)
Biological process (GO): tetrahydrobiopterin biosynthetic process
Molecular function (GO): sepiapterin reductase (NADP+) activity
Source: RefSeq, a predicted model, not a curated record
UUUUUGUGUGAAGCUUUUUCCCAAACUUGCUUGAGCAAGAAAGCUUAAAAGCUGAAACAGUCACAAAUCAAUAAGCAAACAACCAACUGUUGGACACAAAUCCAGAAUCCACUUACCGAAUCCCAACAUGAAUCUGGAGCAGCGCAGCUAUCUGCUGGUAACAGGCGCCUCGCGCGGCAUUGGCAGCGAGCUGGCGCUGCAGCUGUCGCGUUGCGUUAAGCCCGAGGGCUCAGUGGUGGUGCUACUGGGACGUAGUGAGCAGUGCUUGGCACAGACUAAGGCGGCCAUUUUGUCGCAGCCGGCGCAGGCAGCGCUGUCGGUGCACAGCUACUCGCUGGAGCUGGCCACAGCCAAGGCAGCGGACUUUGCGCGCAUACUGAAUGAGACGCUGCCCUCAGGUGGUGGGCAGCAGUUUGAGCGGGCCAUUGUGGUACACAAUGCAGGCAGCUUGGGUGAUACUUCAAAGCAUGCGCGUGAGAUUGGCGAUACGGAGGCGCUGGAGCAGUAUUAUCACAUCAAUUUGUUUUCGGCGCUGGCGCUGAAUGCGGAGUUCAUGCGCGUGUUUGCCAAGCAGCCCAAGCUGUUGGUCAACAUCAGCACCUUGGCGGCGUUGGAGCCGUUUCCUUCUAUGACGCACUACUGCACUGUGAAGGCGGCACGUGAAAUGUAUUUCCGAGUGCUGGCGCUAGAGGAGGGCAGCGCGUCACAAACACUGGUGCUCAACUAUGCCCCCGGCGUGGUGGACACACAGAUGACGCUGCAGGUGCAGAGCGAGUCACAUGACACGGGCUUGGCGGCGGCAUUUCGUGAGCAGCGCGAGUCCAACACCAUGCUGAAGCCGGCUCAGACGGUAGAGAAGUUACUGCAAGUGCUGCGGGCACAGAAAUUCAAGUCUGGCGAUCAUGUGGAUUACAAGGAUUAGUUUUAAAGCGUGUACUCUUCUUUUAUAUGUGUUUUUUAUUACUAAUAAAGUUGGCAUUAAAAAAA